AUAGUAUAGUAUUUUCACUUUCACCGCUUCUCUUCCGAACGAUAUACACAUGUAAUGGUCUUGGAUGCAAGCCCUUAAGUUUUUGCAUCUGCAUAUGCAUUUCAUCAUGUACAUACAUAUAUAGUUGUCGCCUUUGGACACUAUCUUGCUGCGCAACGUCACUACGAGGACUUUCGUCCACUGUGAUAUGUUUUGGCAGGAUAUAUGUAUGUAUAUUAACAUACAAUAUGCAGGGGAAUGUUGUACACCGGACAAAAAGAAUGGUUAUACUAUUAACUAUAUGCUGUCGUGUUGAGGCACAAGAGUAGUGUAACAUUAAAAGUGUGUCGCUGAAAAGGAAGGAAGCGUAACUAUCUACCAAGCUUCGAGAUUUUAUAAAUAGGUGGUCUCGUAAUGUCCGAUUUGGGAAGUGGAGAUGAUGGCAUCUCAGGAUCAAAAUAUAAUGUUGCAAAUAUGGAGGGUUCCUCAAGUAGGAACGACUUCGAUUCUUCUGCUAAAGGAGGAAGCGGCGUCGAACAGGAAUUGGCUACGAAAAUGUUGCAAAUACAAUCUAAACGAUUUUAUUUGGAUGUAAAACAAAAUAGAAGAGGCCGUUUUAUAAAGGUUGCUGAGAUUGGCGCUGAUGGUAGACGAAGUCAAAUUUACUUGGCUCUUUCAACUGCAGCCGAAUUUCGUGACCAUUUAUCCUCAUUUAGCGAUUACUACGCUUCUCUAGGUCCACCAAACACCGACAAUUUGCCGGAAGAUGGUAAACUUAAAUCUGAAAUGAUGAUAAAAGAUUACAGAAGGUAUUACUUGGACUUAAAAGAAAAUGCGCGUGGCCGAUUUUUACGGGUAUCGCAAACAAUAACAAGAGGGGGGCCUAGAUCUCAAAUCGCUUUACCGGCUCAAGGCAUGAUCGAGUUUCGUGACGCUCUUACAGAUUUGUUAGAAGAGUUUGGAGCUAAUGAUGGAGGGUUUAAAGGAGAUUUACCGGAAGAGCGACACAUGAAGGUGGAUAAUAAAAAUUUUUAUUUUGAUAUCGGACAAAAUAAUCGAGGAGUGUACAUGCGGAUAAGCGAAGUGAAAAAUAACUUCCGGACUUCGAUAACUAUUCCAGAGAAAUGUUGGAUUCGCUUUCGAGAUAUUUUUAAUGAUUAUUGCGAGAAAAUGAAAAAAUCGUCCGACUCAAUUACUGCCGAAAUUAACUUACCUACAUCUUCAAAUAGUCUUAAAUAAACAACAUACCGUGAUUUACUAAGUUAUAUAAGAAGGCGCGAAAAUAAAAUUUUUAAUGGCGAUUGACCAACCAAUAUAUGUAAAGCUUGUAAUGUCUGACAUGGCUAAAUUCUAAAUCAUGCGACUAAUUAAGCUUAAUGACAAACAAAUAUAUUUAUUUUGUAGCAUUUAGCCCAAUAUGUUUUAGUAUUCUAUAAAUUCUAUAUAUAAAUUAGUUAGAGUUACAUUAGAGAAAAUUAACUCUUAAAAUCCAUUUUGAACUCUAAAUGUCCUUUUUUGGCUGGCUGUUUAGCUUCUACUUAGUGCAAGAAAAUUUAAUUUAUUCAUUGACUUGUUGGAUUUGUCUUACAAGUGGAAAUAGAAAGCCUGUUUUAUUUGUUUUUGGAACUCACCAAAUAUUCAUAUCAAUCGAUCAAUCUGUUUGGCACAAAGUUUUAAUUUAGUUUGAUUUUAAUCAACCUGAAAUGAACAACAAAAUUAAUUUUCUUUUAAAGAAUUAUUAAUCUCUUUGAUUCAUUAUGUUAUUUAUUUUUUUUAUCAUUUACGUGGAGGAAUAGGGAAUAGCGGAAAUCUACUGAUAAUGAGCAGUUAACGAUAACAAUCGAUGUUUCGCACGCUUUUAAACCCAGUAAAAAAAGAAGUUCAUAUAUAAGGCAAAACAAUUACACACACUCCCAAUAAUGACUUUCGGUGGAAAUUAAUAAUUAGUGCCAUUUCUGUUGUAAAUUUAAAUAUAUAUAGAACUUACUUUCGAUUUAAAAUUGAUAAUUUGUGUCACCUAGGGUCAUACUUCUCAUUAAAUGUAUUCAUAAAGUUGAUGGGUUAUGCCACAAUUAACUAAUGUUAAUGUAAUUUGAAAUAUCUUUGACAAAUUAAGAAAAAUUGUUAAAGAUUCUAGGAAUAAUAUGUUAUAUAUAUAAUAAUACAAAUUAAAGUAACUCCUAAACUCGUUUUUAAAACAAAAGUUUCAUGUGAUCACGUAGAAUAAAAACUUACUAAGUACGAUGAACAUGCAUAGCAAAAUAACAACAUAGAUCGAAAGCGCAACACAAGCACAUACCGGAUAAAUUUCCAUAAAGGAAUAUCGUGUACAGAUUGGGUAUGCUAAGUAAUAAAUUAGCUGUACUAAUUAUUAAGUAUUGAAAUUUAUCAGAAUUUGGGUUCAAUAAAGAGAGAAAAAAAAUAAAUGUAUUCGCUCUCACAAAUAAAUUUAUGAUUUUAUUCAUAUAAUCGAAAGCUAGUUUACUAGAUGAAAUAUAAAAAUAAUUUAAUUUACUAUAAUUCUAUUGAAACUAAAGCAUCCGAAAGUCCUACAAAUUUCCAUACUAGAGUCGAUAUUAAUCAGACUAUAAACACAAAAUCUUUAUAAUUAUCUGUCAAAUGUAAGCAAGAUGUUACAGAGAUUCAACAUAAUAUGUAGUUAACUUAAAUGUUGUUUGCAAAAAUACAAGUAUUGUAAGAGUUUUGUGAAUAUAACAUGGAAAUAAAGUUGAAUUUUAAC
Molecule: messenger RNA, 2719 nt
Organism: Drosophila melanogaster (fruit fly)
Lineage: Eukaryota; Metazoa; Arthropoda; Insecta; Diptera; Drosophilidae
Gene: Pur-alpha
Product: Purine-rich binding protein-alpha
Exons: 9
Coding region: 394-1218 (274 amino acids)
Molecular function (GO): RNA polymerase II transcription regulatory region sequence-specific DNA binding; purine-rich negative regulatory element binding
Source: RefSeq, marked reviewed